AUGCCCAAGACAAGACAUACCAAGCCGCUUCCCAGGCCCAAUACCAGGCAGCAAAGUUACUCCUGCGCACGCGCUGAGGAUUCGUCCAAGCGUCGGCUUCUCCCUCACAAGGUUCUUGCUAGGAUUUUCACGCUAGCCGAUUGUUCUUCGGCCAUCCUUCCUCCAGCACCAUGGGACAUACGACUAAUCCUCUCCCUCGUCUGCUCCGAAUGGAAAGCCCUCGUCUUCUCGACCGAAACUCUCUGGAACAAAGUCAUUUUUGCACCCCAACUCGCCAAUUCUCGGAACCUCCCCCGCAUCAAAGUCUUAAUCGACACUUGGCUGUCUCGGAGCGGGAACACACCAAUACGCCUCGAUGCGCUCGCGGACCCCAUGACUGGACUAUUCCGCUCAGAACCCCUCAAUCCCGAGUUUUUUGGCCAGAUAUUCGUGCCUUUGCUAGCGAGGGCAAGCAUUGUCCUGUGCCGUCUCGAUAUAUCUACUCUCCCGUCGUUCCUGAACCUCCCUCCAGGUACCUUGUCCCCCAAGCUGGAGAGCAUAAGAAUCAUUACGACAGGGAAUCCCAUGCAUGGAGCCGAAAACGUGCCUAUCACGAUCUUCGAAGGCUCAUCAAUCCCAAAACUCAGAUCCGUCGAGUUUUCUCUCAAGAAUCGGAACCCACUGGAUACCUUCCUUCCCUGGGGCCAACUGACAAACCUGAUGUUGAGCGAACCGAUCUCUUCUACGACGUGCAUGACACUACUGCACAAGACUUCAUCUUCCCUCGAAACCUGCUCCCUGAAAAUCGAGUUCUCCGUGCCCACUUCCGUUUCUCGACUCACGGAUCCGUUGUAUAAAGUCAGGAUGCCGAAAUUGCGGUACAUAAGCUUCUCGCUAGUGAACCCGCAAAACGACCCGCGGAUGUUCUUCCUCCUCAAAAUUCCCGCCUUGACAGUCGCAUCCAUCACAUUGCACGACAAGCAGGGGUGGUCGUUCGCACCCUUCACUUUCCUCUUCAAACACUCGAAAAAAUUACAACAUCUUCAACUUAGAAAUCCUCCGUACAGCUAUUUCCUUCGAAAGCUAUACCCAGACAUCGACAAUCUCCUCGCCGCCGUUCCAAGCAUCCAGAAACUCAGUCUACCUCUCGCGAUAAUCCUGGCAAACUCAACACUCUCCAAAAUCGGGGAAGGCGAGCUCCUGCCACGAUUGACCGAAGUGGAUCUAGAUAUGCAACCCGACUUGCCGCGCUUUAUUCGGCUGCUCGCGCGGAGGAAUGUAUUGUCCGACGAGGCGUGGGCGCGUCCUGGGUCAUCAAAGUGCAGGAAAUGGCCUUUGUCGCCAGUGGUGAAGGUGUCGGCUGGAGCGCCGUGUGAGAAAUGCCCUGUCGAUUGGAAGACAGCGGAGUGGCUGAUAGCUCGCGGUGUUGUGCUCGUGCCUCGAAAAUCGAAGCAAUUGCCCCCUUGGCAUACGCAUCCAGAGAAGUGA
This is a messenger RNA of Laccaria bicolor S238N-H82, 1467 nucleotides long. RefSeq lists its product as uncharacterized. The record is from RefSeq and is a predicted model, not a curated record. The transcript has a single exon. Lineage: Eukaryota; Fungi; Basidiomycota; Agaricomycetes; Agaricales; Hydnangiaceae. Bases 1 to 1467 code for a protein of 488 amino acids.